GCCGUUCACUAUCUCCGGACAAGCGUACAAGUGCCACUCCUGGAUUUACCAAAAGCGGUCGUACAAUGACGCUGAAGGAGCAAAGUAGUACGAUCGACCGUCUCUCGAAAGAAAACUUCGAUCUCAAGAUGAGAAUCCACUUCCUGAAUGAAGCUUUGAAUCGGCGUUCUGAGGAAGGUAUCAAGGAGAUGAUUUCCGAGAAUGUUGAGCUAAAAUCGGAUAAGUUGAAAUUGCAGAAAGAGAGCCAGAACCUGAAGCGCAAAGUUCGUGAACUUGAGAAACAGCUCAAGGACCAGCAAUCAGACAAAGAAUCCAUGGUCAAUCACGAUGCUGACGGCUCCGAGGAUGAAGAUCGAGACACAGCACAGGAUGAGGAGAUAUUGUUUCUGAGGGAAAGGAUGGAAACCUAUGAGCUAGAAAUUGAGAGGUUAAGGUCAGAAAACAUUGUGCGAGAGAGCGAGAAGAGAAGACUAGCUGAGAUGGUGAAAUCACUCAGCGAUGGAAGGGGCGACGGCAGGUCCAUGGGUUCGGAUGUGGGAGCAAGGGAGGAGAGAGUCAGUCCCCCACCAUUCUGCGAACAGCUUCUUCUGAGUCACCUUUGCUAAUGUUUCAUCAUAAAGGAUAUGUGGAAGGACAUGCUCGAAGCCGAGGCUGCAGCACGUGAGCAGGCCGAGGAGGAGAACAAGAGACUGCGGGAGGAGGCGCUGCGUCUGAGGACCGACAUGAUGAGCUUUCCACUGAUCACUGCGAGGCCCAGCCAACGAGAUCGGGUUGGAUCCGUUGCUUCAUACUCGGCCGCUUCUGAAAGGGAAUUCAUUCGCAAUGCAAAUACUGGGAGUUCUUCCAGUUCUACUCUGGUCAUGGAACUGGAGCUCCUGAAGCAGGAAAAUGCUGAGCUGAGAAAGGAAGU
Messenger RNA from Aspergillus saccharolyticus JOP 1030-1, 910 nucleotides. Its product is annotated as putative anucleate primary sterigmata (ApsB). Gene Ontology annotation, cellular component: microtubule organizing center. The record is from RefSeq and is a predicted model, not a curated record. Lineage: Eukaryota; Fungi; Ascomycota; Eurotiomycetes; Eurotiales; Aspergillaceae. Bases 66 to 605 code for a protein of 179 amino acids. The transcript has a single exon.